Molecule: messenger RNA, 1007 nt
Organism: Betta splendens (Siamese fighting fish)
Lineage: Eukaryota; Metazoa; Chordata; Actinopteri; Anabantiformes; Osphronemidae
Gene: cldn18
Product: claudin 18
Exons: 5
Coding region: 45-767 (240 amino acids)
Biological process (GO): bicellular tight junction assembly; cell adhesion
Cellular component (GO): bicellular tight junction; plasma membrane
Molecular function (GO): structural molecule activity
Source: RefSeq, a predicted model, not a curated record
UCCAGGCAUUAGCGUCUGCUCUCUUUUCACUGACCGCGGAGGCAAUGGCACCUUCGGUUCUGCAGAAUGGCGGCUUCAUUUUGGGUUUGAUUGGCGCAGCGGCCCUCGUCGCGGCCACGGCCAUGAACAACUGGAGCGUGAAGGACAGACAGGGAGACGUGGUGACUUCUGUCUACACGUACAAAGGUCUGUGGCAGGACUGCGAGACGACGUCUUCAGGAUUCAAUGAGUGCCGCCCGCUCUACGGACUCCUGGGAUACACAGGUACCUUCCAGGCUGUGCGAGCCUUGAUGAUAGUGGGUGUGGUGCUGAGUGUACUCGGGGCGGUGAUUUCAGUUUUCUCCCUGAAGUGCCUGACGAUGAACACAAUGGAGGACCGCACAAAGGCCAAGAUGAGCCUCACUGCUGGCAUCAUGUUCAUCAUUGCAGGACUGUGUGGCAUUGCAGGAGCCUCAAUCUAUGCCAACCAGAUUGUGUCCAGUUUCACGAUGUCUACCUACAACAACAACUACGGAGGUGGAAUGAUGGGGAUGGGUGGAGGAAUGCAAGGAAUCCCCACAUACACGUUCGGCCCUGCUCUGUUUGUAGCGUGGAUAGGAGGGGGCGUCCUGGUUAUUGGAGGCAUCCUGAAGUCACUGGCUUUCAAGGAAAUGGUCAAAGAUGAAAAACUCCAGUACCCUGGGGUUGUGUACAAGCCUCAGUCCCGCUCCAAAAGCGAGCCGGGUGAGCAUCAGCCAGAGGGCGACAAGAAAAACCACUACGUAUAACUAGAAGCCCGAUCUUUCAUUUGCAUGUUCUUAAGAUUUACGCAAUAUUUCAUCAUUAUUACCUGAUAAUGUUUCCAGUUGAACCAGUAGUUGAGGCAGAAUAUUUGGUUUUCACAUGCACAUCAUCAAUGGUUACUAAAUAUUGUUAUAAAAGCCCAGACAUUGUAGUCAGUUUAAGUUUUUAUACUUAAGUUUGGUCAAAUCAUUUUACUUUUGAAAAUAAAAUACUGAUUUUAAGAA